AUGUCGAUUUCACACGCACUAGAUGCACUGGAAUAUGAAUUGGAAUAUGAAUUGGAAUAUGAAUUGGAAUAUGAAUUGGAAUAUGCUGCUGGAAAUGAUUUGUCCACCUGCAAAUUCCAGCUUCUCGAUGCGUCUGCAGGGCAAUUCUGCUACGCUCAGUCUUUUGAUCGAUUUGCUGCCAUCGGCCACACCAUCGUUUCGGCUCAGGAGGUUCCACUCCGCAAGUAG
Penicillium maclennaniae is the source of this 228-nucleotide messenger RNA. RefSeq lists its product as uncharacterized. The record is from RefSeq and is a predicted model, not a curated record. The transcript is spliced from 2 exons. Lineage: Eukaryota; Fungi; Ascomycota; Eurotiomycetes; Eurotiales; Aspergillaceae. The coding region runs from base 1 to 228 and encodes 75 amino acids. Gene Ontology annotation, molecular function: catalytic activity.